This is a messenger RNA of Closterium sp. NIES-65, 4431 nucleotides long. The record is from the annotation of a GenBank genome assembly. NCBI's taxonomy places the organism in Eukaryota, Viridiplantae, Streptophyta, Zygnematophyceae, Desmidiales, Closteriaceae.
AUGCACAGCAAUGGGCGAGCCCAAGACGAGCCCGAGGACGACGUGUUUGCUGAAGCUGCAGCCGCCACUAUCUCUCCCUCCUCUGCCUAUGUCAUUGCAGCGGCGACUCAUCAGCUCGCCGCCUCUAACUCAAUCCCUCGCCUGACCUCCACCUCUGCCUCCCCUUCAGAUGCAGCCGCCAGUAUCACCCCCUCCUCCGCCUAUGUCAAUACAGCGGCGACUCAUCAGCUCGCCGCCUCUCACUCAAUCCCUGGCCUGCCCUCCGCCUCUGCCUCCCUUUCAGCUGCAGCCGCCACUAUCUCUCCCUCCUCCGCCUAUGUCAUCGUGGCGACUCAUCAGCUCGCCGCCUCUCACACAAUCCCUGGCCUGCCCACCGCCUCUGCCUCCCCUUCAGCUGCAAGCGCCACUAACUCUCCCUCCUCCGCCUAUGUCAACGCAGCGGCGGCGACUCAUCAGCUUGCUACCCGGAUCUCUCCCUCCGCUGCCUAUGUGCAUGUCUCGGUUCCUGGCCAGUCCAGGCCCGCCGUUGCACCUGGAUCGACCUCCCUGCCACCUGCUCCCAGUGCACUCUCACCCUCGCCCUCCUAUAUCAAUCCUGGGUUGCACCCAACCAACUCAGGUCAGCCUGGCUCCGGCCUCAUCCCACCAGCCUCUGCACCCCCUGCUGCCGCAGUGGCGCCCCCUACUACACAAUUGCAGCCGUCUGGACUCCCAUGGGCACUCCGUGCCGCUUUUAGCCGUGCUGUGGCAAAGGCCCACAUCAGACGACAGGCCAUCGACUGCUCUGCAAUGUCGCUACGGCAACACGGGUGGUACAAUAACGUCAUCACGGCGUUAGAUGCUUUCUCGGAUGUGAACGGGGACCUUAAGUGUUGCACCAACAUCACCCUCCUUCUUCCCCCAUCCCUACACGUCUUCUUCUUCCCCCCACCUCCUCCCCGUCCACCUUUCUCCUGUGUUCCGUCUUUCCUGCUAGUACCCUCCCUGACAUCGCUUCCCCACAGCAGCAAUCACUGUCUGUAUGAUCCCAGCCCAGCAGUCCCCAGUGUACCCUCUUUCCCUCCCUGUUUUCCCCUCCCCACCCCAGCAGCAAGCAAGGCCAGCCAAGGCAGAGCCCAACAGUCCCCAGUGUACCCUCUUUCCCUCCCUGUUUUCCCCUCCCCACCCCAGCAGCAAGCAAGGCCAGCCAAGGCAGAGCCCAACAGUCCCCAGUGUACCCUCUUUCCCUCCCUGUUUUCCCCUCCCCACCCCAGCAGCAAGCAAGGCCAGCCAAGGCAGAGCCCAACAGUCCCCAGUGUACCUUCUUUCCCUCCCUGUUUUCCCCUCCCCACCCCAGCAGCAAGCAAGGCCAGCCAAGGCAGAGCCCAACAGUCCCCAGUGUACCCUCUUUCCCUCCCUGUUUUCCCCUCCCCACCCCAGCAGCAAGCAAGGCCAGCCAAGGCAGAACCCAACAGUCCCCAGUGUACCCUCUUUCCCUCCCUGUUUUCCCCUCCCCACCCCAGCAGGAAGCAAGGCCAGCCAAGGCAGAGCCCAACAGUCCCCAGUGUACCCUCUUUCCCUCCCUGUUAUCCCCUCCCCACCCCAGCAGCACGCAAGGCCAGCCAAGGCAGAGCCCAACAGUCCCCAGUGUACCCUCUUUCCCUCCCUGUUUUCUCCUCCCCACCCCAGCAGCAACAGGAAGCAAGGCCAGCCAAGGCAGAGCCCAACAGUCCCCAGUGUACCCUCUUUCCCUCCCUGUUUUCCCCUCCCCACCCCAGCAGCAACAGCAAGCAAGGCCAGCCAAGGCAGAGCCCAACAGUCCCCAGUGUACCCUCUUUCCCUCCCUGUUUUCCCCUCCCCACCCCAGCAGCAAGCAAGGCCAGCCAAGGCAGAGCCCAACAGUCCCCAGUGUACCCUCUUUCCCUCCCUGUUUUCCCCUCCCCACCCCAGCAGCAAGCAAGGCCAGCCAAGGCAGAACCCAACAGUCCCCAGUGUACCCUCUCUCCCUCCCUGUUUUCUCCUCCCCACCCCAGCAGCAAGCAAGGCCAGCCAAGGCAGAGCCCAACAGUCCCCAGUGUACCCUCUUUCCCUCCCUGUUUUCCCCUCCCCACCCCAGCAGCAAGCAAGGCCAGCCAAGGCAGAGCCCAACAGUCCCCAGUGUACCCUCUUUCCCUCCCUGUUAUCCCCUCCCCACCCCAGCAGCAAGCAAAGCCAGCCAAGGCAGAGCCCAACAGUCCCCAGUGUACCCUCUUUCCCUCCCUGUUUUCCCCUCCCCACCCCAGCGGCAAGCAAGGCCAGCCAAGGCAGAGCCCAACAGUCCCCAGUGUACCCUCUUUCCCUCCCUGUUUUCCCCUCCCCACCCCAGCAGCAAGCAAGGCCAGCCAAGGCAGAGCCCAACAGUCCCCAGUGUACCCUCUUUCCCUCCCUGUUUUCCCCUCCCCACCCCAGCAGCAAGCAAGGCCAGCCAAGGCAGAGCCCAACAGUCCCCAGUGUACCCUCUUUCCCUCCCUGUUUUCCCCUCCCCACCCCAGCAGCAAGCAAGGCCAGCCAAGGCAGAGCCCAACAGUCCCCAGUGUACCUUCUUUCCCUCCCUGUUUUCCCCUCCCCACCCCAGCAGCAAGCAAGGCCAGCCAAGGCAGAGCCCAACAGUCCCCAGUGUACCCUCUUUCCCUCCCUGUUUUCCCCUCCCCACCCCAGCAGCAAGCAAGGCCAGCCAAGGCAGAACCCAACAGUCCCCAGUGUACCCUCUUUCCCUCCCUGUUUUCCCCUCCCCACCCCAGCAGGAAGCAAGGCCAGCCAAGGCAGAGCCCAACAGUCCCCAGUGUACCCUCUUUCCCUCCCUGUUAUCCCCUCCCCACCCCAGCAGCACGCAAGGCCAGCCAAGGCAGAGCCCAACAGUCCCCAGUGUACCCUCUUUCCCUCCCUGUUUUCUCCUCCCCACCCCAGCAGCAAGUAAGGCCAGCCAAGGCAGAGCCCAACAGUCCCCAGUGUACCCUCUUUCCCUCCCUGUUUUCCCCUCCACACCCCAGCAGGAAGCAAGGCCAGCCAAGGCAGAGCCCAACAGUCCCCAGUGUACCCUCUUUCCCUCCCUGUUUUCCCCUCCCCACCCCAGCAGCAAGUAAGGCCAGCCAAGGCAGAGCCCAACAGUCCCCAGUGUACCCUCUUUCCCUCCCUGUUUUCCCCUCCACACCCCAGCAGCAAGCAAGGCCAGCCAAGGCAGAGCCCAACAGUCCCCAGUGUACCCUCUUUCCCUCCCUGUUUUCCCCUCCCCACCCCAGCAGCAAGCAAGGCCAGCCAAGGCAGAGCCCAACAGUCCCCAGUGUACCCUCUUUCCCUCCCUGUUUUCCCCUCCCCACCCCAGCAGCAAGCAAGGCCAGCCAAGGCAGAGCCCAACAGUCCCCAGUGUACCCUCUUUCCCUCCCUGUUAUCCCCUCCCCACCCCAGCAGCAAGCAAAGCCAGCCAAGGCAGAGCCCAACAGUCCCCAGUGUACCCUCUUUCCCUCCCUGUUUUCCCCUCCCCACCCCAGCGGCAAGCAAGGCCAGCCAAGGCAGAGCCCAACAGUCCCCAGUGUACCCUCUUUCCCUCCCUGUUUUCCCCUCCCCACCCCAGCAGCAAGCAAGGCCAGCCAAGGCAGAGCCCAACAGUCCCCAGUGUACCCUCUUUCCCUCCCUGUUUUCCCCUCCCCACCCCAGCAGCAAGCAAGGCCAGCCAAGGCAGAGCCCAACAGUCCCCAGUGUACCCUCUUUCCCUCCCUCUUUUCCCCUCCCCACCCCAGCAGCAAGCAAGGCCAGCCAAGGCAGAGUCCAGCAGUCCCCAGUGUACCCUCUUUCCCUCCCUGUUUUCCCCUCCCCACCCCAGCAGCAAGCAAGGCCAGCCAAGGCAGAGCCCAACAGUCCCCAGUGUACCCUCUUUCCCUCCCUGUUUUCCCCUCCCCACCCCAGCAGCAAGCAAGGCCAGCCAAGGCAGAGCCCAACAGUCCCCAGUGUACCCUCUUUCCCUCCCUGUUCUCCCCUCCCCACCCCAGCAGCAAGCAAGGCCAGCCAAGGCAGAGCCCAACAGUCCCGAGUGUACCCUCUUUCCCUCCCUGUUUUCCCCUCCCCACCCCAGCAGCAAGCAAGGCCAACCAAGGCAGAGCCCAACAGUCCCCAGUGUACCCUCUUUCCCUCCCUGUUUUCCCCUCCCCACCCCAGCAGCAAGCAAGGCCAGCCAAGGCAGAGCCCAACAGUCCCCAGUGUACCAUCUUUCCCUCCCUGUUUUCCCCUCCCCACCCCAGCAGCAAGCAAGGCCAGCCAAGGCAGAGCCCAACAGUCCCCAGUGUACCCUCUUUCCUUCCCUGUUUUCCCCUCCCCACCCCAGCAGCAAGCAAGGCCAGCCAAUGUCAACAGGAAUGGAGUGUUGGCCCCGCCCUCGCUUGGGCAACGCCGACGACUUGGUCGGAUGUACGGGAGUAG